Cyprinus carpio (common carp) is the source of this 4885-nucleotide messenger RNA. Its product is annotated as signal peptide, CUB and EGF-like domain-containing protein 3. Gene Ontology annotation, biological process: signal transduction. The record is from RefSeq and is a predicted model, not a curated record. Gene Ontology annotation, cellular component: cell surface. Lineage: Eukaryota; Metazoa; Chordata; Actinopteri; Cypriniformes; Cyprinidae. Gene Ontology annotation, molecular function: calcium ion binding.
AUUUUUUCUACAUAACAUUAUUUUGAAUGGUGAAACAAAUUGAAAAUGGUGUAGUUUUGUCAUCUACCAGCAGGGGCACAAUGCGAAGUUAAACUCCCUUAUAGGGUUUGCUGAUAUCUGAUUGGCUAUCAUAUCCUUGGAGGGAAUGCCUUCGGAGAAAAGGUGUGUGUUUGAAGGAAUUGGGGGUGGUUUUUAGCCCUAUAGCAGCUUUUUUUUUUUUUUUAAUCCAGUAGUUUAAGGCCUGAGGAGAGAUUUGUUGGCUCGUAGACCAACAUGUAGGCCUACUAGAUAAACACCAGAGGGAAUGCUGUCAUGGGAUGAUUUUCGUAUUAUGCCCAUAUGAUCUUUGCAGGCCCAAGUGUCUCAUCCUGCAGGAGUUGAAUCAGAGGGAAUCCGUGAAUUGCACGUGGCUCCCGAAGCGUCUGACCUCUGUUGCCCGACGGAAGCCGUUUCCAUGGUAACCCACCCACUCACCCGCGGUCCGUCCCGCUGCUGAUUGUGAAUUCCUGCAAGCAGGACUGAAGAGCAUGAGCGCUCAACUCGACCGUGAUUCUCCUCCUGAUCUCCGCGCGCACAAUCUCCGCUAAACCAAGAAAUAAAACACACGCACUCUCUCUCUCUCUCUUUCUCUCUCAUUCACCAGACGCUCCGUUUCCAGCGCCGGGAAUAAAGCUUCAUCCACGUUUGGACUCUUUGUCUCGCAGUUGUCCGCUUUUAUUUUAUUUGCCCCUCUCUGUGAAGGUUCAAGGUGUUUAAUAUGAUGUUCAUGUCUGUUCUGGUGCGCGCUGGCUUUGGAUUAUUCAGCGUCGCUCUGAUGGCCUUCGUCCAGCAGUCAGCCGGCGCUUCUGCCAGCAGAAACCCGCAAGCAGAUGUGGACGAGUGCGCCGAGGCCCUGGACAACUGCAGUAUGGAUGCCAUCUGUCAGAACACCCUCAAGUCAUACAAAUGCAUCUGCAAAUCAGGAUAUAAAGGCGACGGGAAGCACUGUGAAGAUAUCGAUGAGUGUGCCAGUGAAUAUAAUGGAGGAUGUGUCCACGAGUGCAUCAAUAUCCCGGGAAACUACAGAUGCACGUGUUACGACGGCUUUCGUUUGGCCCAUGAUGGACACAACUGCCUGGAUGUUGACGAGUGCGCGGAAGGAAACGGCGGAUGCCAGCAGAUCUGUGUUAACAUGAUGGGGAGCUACGAGUGUCGGUGCCGCGACGGAUUUCUUCUGUCUGACAACCAGCACACCUGCAUCCAGAGACCCAAAGUGCGUUUUAAUGGAACUAAAGACGUGCCCACCUGCAUGGAUAAAAAUCAUGGCUGUGCCCACAUUUGCAGAGAGACGCCCAAAGGAAGCAUCGCCUGUGAGUGCAGACCUGGAUUUCAGCUCACCAAGAACAGCCGUGACUGUAAAUUGACGUGUAACUAUGGUAACGGCGGCUGUCAGCACAUCUGUGAGGAGAUGGACCACGGGCCCAGAUGUUCAUGUCACAUGAAGUUUGCGCUUCACUCGGAUGGGAAGACCUGUGUAGAGGAAAGAAGUACCCCACAUCGGCCACUGCAGCCAGAGCUGUUACCCAAUGAGACGUGUGCAGUUAAUAACGGAGGCUGUGACAGCACGUGUCAUGACGCCGUGGCUGGAGUUCGCUGCAGUUGCCCGGUGGGAUUCACCCUUCAGCUGGACCGCAAGACCUGCAAAGACAUUGAUGAAUGCCGCAUGAACAACGGUGGCUGUGACCAUGUGUGCAGAAACACGGUUGGCAGCUUCGAAUGCAGCUGCAAGAAAGGAUACAAACUUCUGACCAACGAGAGGACGUGCCAAGAUAUAGACGAGUGUUCUUUCGACCGGGCGUGUGACCACACAUGUGUGAACUCACCUGGAAGUUUCCAGUGCUACUGCCACAAAGGUCACGUCCUCUACGGUGUGGCUCACUGUGGAGAUAUUGAUGAGUGCAGCAUUAAUCGGGGCGGCUGUAAAUUCGGGUGUGUGAACACUCUGGGCAGUUACGAGUGUACCUGCCCUCCUGGUUACAAACUGCACUGGAACAAGAAGGAUUGCAUUGAGACUGUGAAGUGUACGUCCAGUCUGGUGGCCCCCAAAGCCACCCUUACCUGCAGUAAGACGGGGAAGAAAGAGAGCUGCUCUCUCACUUGUGCAUCCAAAGCACAUUACCUAUCAGAAUCAGACAACAGCUAUUCUGUCAGCUGUGGAAUUCCCAUCCUACGAGGUAAAUCUCAGAGCAGAUUAAACGCAAGCAGCAUCCAAAGCUGCAUAGAGACUCAGGCUCCUCCAGUGAAGCAGACGGUGUCCUUCCGGAUCAAGAACGCCAAAUGCUACCUGCACCCAAAGCAUAAAGGGAGGGCAGAGGACAACGGCAGACAGAUCGGGCCAGGUGGCCAACCGUGCAACAACUGCCUGGUCACGUUCGUUAACCUGAAGUGCGACUCGUCUAAGAAGGCCAAAGGUCGUCGAGCACGUAACCCAUCAAGCAAAGAGGUGACGCGCAUCACUCUGGAGCUGGAGGCUGAGGUCAAGCCAGGAGACGCCACCGGGAACUGUAACAUAAUGUGUCAAAGGCAGCGCAUGGAGCAGCAGAUGAAGUCAUACAUUAAAGCCCUGAAAAAAUCCAUUAACCAGGAGCGCUUCCUCAUCCGUGUGGCUGGGUUGGAGUACGAGGUGGCACAGAAGCUCCCACAAGCUGCACUGAGGCAGGAGAACUGUGGACCGGGCCGAGAAAAAGACAGCGGCCGCUGUGUCAGAUGUCUGCCUGGGUCAUACUACCACGGUGAGCAGGAACGCUGUGUCCAGUGUCCGCCUGGAACAUUUCAGGAACGUGAAGGUCAGCUGGCCUGUGACCUUUGUCCUGGAGGAGACCGCCAUGGCCCACUAGGGGCCCGCAACAUCUCCUCAUGUGCAGGUCAAUGUCCGCCAGGUUAUUUCUCCAGCGACGGGUUCAAGCCCUGUCAGCCGUGCCCUCUGGGAGCAUACCAACCCGACCCAGGACGAACUCUCUGUUUCCCCUGUGGAGGUGGGCUCGGUACCAAAAAAGAGGGGGCCAGCUCCUUUAAUGACUGCGAGGUCAAAGUGUUGUGUUCUCCAGGUCACUAUUAUAACACCUCAGUUCAUCGUUGCAUCCGCUGUCCUCAUGGAACCUACCAGGCUGAGUUCAGACAAAACUACUGCAUCUCCUGUCCAGGAAACACCACCACAGACUUCGACGGGGCCAUCAGUGUGUCUCAAUGCAAGAAUCGGGAAUGUGGGGGUGAAAUAGGCGAGUUCAUCGGAUACAUCGAGUCUCCCAACUAUCCAGGAAACUACCCGGCCAACGUAGAGUGUAUCUGGACGAUCAACCCUCCACACAAACGCAAGAUUCUGAUCGUUGUUCCGGAGAUCUUCCUCCCAUCUGAGGACGAGUGCGGAGAUGUCCUAGUAAUGAGGAAGAAUGGCUCAGCGACGUCUAUCACCACUUAUGAAACAUGUCAGACGUAUGAGAGACCGAUUGCUUUUACCUCCCGGUCACGCCGCCUCUGGAUCAACUUCAAAUCCAAUGAUGUGAACAGUGCUCGCGGAUUCCAGAUUCCAUACGUCACUUACGAUGAAGACUAUGAGCAGCUGGUUGAAGACAUUGUAAGAGAUGGAAGACUUUAUGCCUCUGAAAACCAUCAAGAAAUACUCAAGGACAAAAAACUGAUUAAAACUCUGUUCGAUGUGCUGGCUCACCCAAACAAUUACUACAAGUACUCAACUCGGGACUCCACAGAGAUGCUCCCGCGUUCAUUCAUACGCCUCAUCCACAGCAAAGUCUCCGCCUUCCUGCGUCCGUACAAAUAGUCCAAAAGCUCUGUCCAUCUCCAGUCACCUGGCCUCGAGUCAACGGGAUCCUACACACAUUUAAAGGAAAUACACACACAUUUUCAAUGGUACACACACACACACACAAUCACACUAUGCAGAUGUUUCAAUUUACCUUUUUCUUUUUCUUAUCAGUCAUCUCCGAGGGGGAAAAAAAGCUUCUGUGUAGUCUACAUGUAAUGCAGUCGUAUCAAGCCAAACUGAAGUGUUUCCUUUCUCUACAUUCUGUGCUGUGUCUAUGUUUUUUGUUUGGUCAGUCCUGAGGUUUGGUGAGCCGUUAAGAGUGGCGUGUGAGUUUAAACACGCCUGACUGUGUUGUACAGACAAAAGUAAGUUGUAGCAUGUCAAAGAAAAGAAAAUCUAUUUGUCGAACUGGAGCUAGCUGUGAUCGUGCUUAAAAAAAAAUAGGCUUUUUUCUCAAGUUCCAGCUCUCGUAAACUCGUAGUUCUCAAAAUAAAUGUACAAUCUUUUGUAUAUCUGUACUUUUAGUGUGCUCUUGGUAAGAUCUAAUUCAUAUCCAGCAUUUCACAGUGUUAAAGCAUUUUAUAUGAGCUCCUAGAGCAUACAUGUAAUCUAUAAAUCAUGCUGUUAAUACAGUAAUGUUUUAUUAAGGUCUGCCUGUUCGGAUUGUAUUAUUGUCAACCGCAUAGUUUCAUAAUAUUCAAAUUAAUUUAACAAGGCAUAAGAGAUAUGUGGGUUAUUGGAAAGGCUGGGUGAUGAAAAGGUUGGUUGGUAUUGUAAAAACAGUGGACUGUUAACACUCAGUUCUGUGAGGUUUUUUUUUUGUUUGUUUUUUUUGGCAGAACAUGUAAUUGCUGCUUCUUCAGAAACGUCACUUUAAGCCUUUGGUUUUUACCUAAUGCGAUUCAAAAAAAUUCCCUAUAGAGAAGAGCAGUCAAGAGGAAGAGUCUUUCACAGGUUGGAAGUAAUGUUUUCAUAAUGCAGACACGAAUCACUGAUAAACGUAAACCACCGGUUGACGUGGAUGGACUUGAGUAAAAAAAAUGGCAUCGCUCCAGAUUUCAGAAUGAAACGACGUUGAAGUGA